UUCAACCCCUCACGAAAGUCGCAUCUCCGUCUUUCGCUUCACACGGCUCUCUCCCCCUAGGAGCUCGGUACUCGACGUUGCUCUGCUCGUCUCGAUCGAACGAUCUCACUUGCAGCGGCUACCUGUCAGGUUCCACGACCCUCUUUCGUGAGACAUCUCUCACGGAGACCUUGACUGGUUUAUCGCGGUCGGACAAGCCUGGCUUCGAGGCUUUGAGGAUUCUAGGACGCCAAAGCAGAAGGUCUUUCUACUCGCUUCCACCCGCGAAAGUUCUUUACUCUGGGGCCAGUUGUAGAAUAAGGAGUGGAGGGCUCCCUGGAAAGGUAUAGCAUUGAACUGAGAAUCUGGUCCCUUUGAGAUUUAGGAGAGAUGGCUGUGGAUUUUCAACAACAUGUCCUAAAUUUCAUUUGGGGGCCUUCAAGCUAACGUGGUUACGAAGGCAGUGACGCAGAAACGUGGCUUGCAUUCUAGUCAGCGAUUUGCGCCCCUGUGAUUCUCUCAUUUUCUGGUACAUCCGAAGACGAGUGUUGCCUUGAUUGUACUUUUGUCGGAAUACAGCCGUCAACCUGUAUUCACCACUCUUCGUUCGCUUUUGUGCUCGCAAACAUAAUCUCCCUAUCUCUGCCAAAAGGUUAGCGAAACGUCGACGAGAACGUAUCGAGUCCGCUAUACAGUCUCGCAAAAUGGCCACCGCUCCACCCCAAGCCAGACCUGAACCUGGUCAGUGGAAAAAGAACCUUUCGCAUCAUCUCAUCUGUCCCGAGUGCAAGGAGGUCCCGCCCAAUUUGGAGUUCCCCGGGUCGCAUGAAACGGUAUGCGGGUCUUGCGGUUUAGUGCUCGCUGAUCGGGAAAUUGACAUGCAUUCUGAAUGGCGUACUUUCUCCAACGACGAUCAGAACAAUGAUGAUCCAUCUCGUGUCGGAGACGCUUCAAACCCCCUACUUAACGGGGACCAACUGGAGACCCAAAUCGCAAGCGGAGGCUCUGGCCGUGUUCGUGACCUGUAUCGUGCUCAGAACAAGCAGUCGAGCGAGAAGGCGAACAAGUCUCUUCUGGCUGCGUACAAAGAGAUCGGUGCUUUGUGCGAUGGAUUUAGCAUUCAGAAGAAUGUCGCUGAUACCGCCAAGUAUCUUUUCAAGAUCGUCGAUGAUGCGAAGGCCUUCAAAGGGAAGUCCCAAGAUGUGAUCAUUGCGGGUUGUAUUUUUAUCGCUUGCCGUCAAUGCAAGGUACCCCGUACCUUCACCGAAAUUUUCGCGGUCACGAAAGUGUCGAGGAAGGAAAUUGGCCGAAUCUACAAGGCGCUGGAGAAGUUUUUCACGGCCCAGAACCUGGAAAGGAACAACGCCGUGGUAUCAAACGGUGGUGUCCCAGAUCCCAACGACACAUACACCGCAACAACUUCCACCAAACCCAGCGACCUGUGCAACCGUUUCUGCAAUCUGUUGGAUUUGCCCUUCCAAGUCACCAGUGUAUCCUCUGCACUUUCUGACCGUGUCACAACCAUGGGAGACCUGGCCGGCCGGUCUCCUCUGUCCAUUGUUGCAGCUUGUAUCUACAUGGCCUCGUAUCUGAUGGGGCACGGCAAAACUGCCAAAGAAAUCAGUCAGGUCGCUCAUGUCAGCGACGGAACUAUCCGCGGUGCCUACAAGCAGCUCUACGCGGAGAGAGAGCGCUUGAUUGACCCGGAAUGGAUCAAGGACGGAAAGGGCGAUUUGAAGAACCUACCCGCCAGUUAAAUUGACCUUUUAAACUCUCCCCACAUAGCGCUUGGGAGUGAAAAUUUACUUCCUAUUAGAUGAUUCCAAAGCCCCUAACAAUACCAUGAUACCCAAUCAAACAAAGAAUUCAAUAUAAAAAUGGGAGGCAGAAUGAAAAGAGACCAAUCCCGUCGUCCUCACUGCCCACCCUAAUUGUUCUGCUAUUCUGAUAUGAUUGGACACGUUCAUACAUCGUGAUGUUUUCCUUAAUUCAAGUUGCAACUCCUAGUAGUAUCAAAAUUGCAAAACCGCGUUUGCCUGGUUUGCGUUAGGUAUGUUAAUUACCCUUCCAGUCCUCCCCCCCCCCUUCCUUCUCGGUGAUUCUUUCUAUCUUCUUCAUAUUCUGCUCAGCACUUUUGAUAUUGAUGUCAGAUGAGAGUACCCUUAUAUAUAGCUUUUGUUUCUAGGCCA
Aspergillus pseudonomiae is the source of this 2168-nucleotide messenger RNA. Its product is annotated as transcription factor SUA7. Gene Ontology annotation, cellular component: transcription preinitiation complex; nucleus. Gene Ontology annotation, molecular function: RNA polymerase II general transcription initiation factor activity; TBP-class protein binding. The record is from RefSeq and is a predicted model, not a curated record. Lineage: Eukaryota; Fungi; Ascomycota; Eurotiomycetes; Eurotiales; Aspergillaceae. The coding region runs from base 684 to 1736 and encodes 350 amino acids. The transcript has a single exon. Gene Ontology annotation, biological process: transcription preinitiation complex assembly; transcription initiation at RNA polymerase II promoter.